AUGGCUGCCGCUCACCGCCUUGAAGCUCUCCUUCCUUUCUGCCAGCCUCCGCCGCAGACAAAAAGGAAAAAUAUUCGUCCCCGCCAUCAAUCAGCCUGGAACAGCACCUAUCCAUUUCGAGCUUGCUUUCAGAUCCUCGAACCGCAAUCCGCCAUCUUAACAAAUGUGGAAGUGCUGGCACAUUUCAGUCUGAACCCACCACGCAGACCUCCCAAUCCACCGCCCAAUUCGAGAAAUUUUACCCCUAGUCCAGAUUUGAGGGAUCAUAAUACUGUUGUUAAAGAGUUCCAUGACUACGUAACCCGUCUGUCGCCCCAUCUCCUCAAUUACCCGAGCUUUAUCCCGCCGAAGCCGGCGGGUGACAACAACACCAACAAUAAUGAUAAGGAUGAUAAUGAUAAUAACGAAAAUAAUAAUACCAACCGCAACGGCAAUGGCAAUGGCAGUGAAAAUAUAACUACGACCUUUCUAUCUCAAACACAGCCGACAGCGCUCGACAAUGCCCUGCGGGAAAUAAUCAGUCGGUUCCGGCCGUUCCAACUUACGAAGGCGGAAGUGCUCAUGAUUGUGAAUCUGGGCAUAGGGUUGGGUGUGAGUGGCGAAACGGGGGACGGGGAAGGGGAGGAUGGCGUUACGACUGCCUCUGCUGUUACGGAGGAGAUGGUAGAUGGGAUGGAAGUUGACGGCGGUGCGAGUGGGCAACCAGGAAGAGAUGUAUAUGGAGGUAUUGAUGAGGAAGCUGACUACGGAGCGCUUGCGUUGCUGGAUACCGUUAUUGAGGAUCGCGAGGAGAGGUUGAGUACUGAGGAUGUUGGGGAGAUACUGAGGAUUGUUAGGGAGACGUUGGGGAAAAGGGGGAAGGGAAAAGGGGCGGGAACCAGGCCGUCAUUGCCUUCUUGUGUUGCUCUUUUCAAGAUUAAUGAUGAAUACCCAAAUGAUUCUCAACAUCCUUUAUAUAUGUUCAUGGACAUUUGUACGCAAACGAGGGAGGCAAGAUACCCUUAG
This is a messenger RNA of Histoplasma capsulatum G186AR, 1005 nucleotides long. RefSeq lists its product as uncharacterized. Lineage: Eukaryota; Fungi; Ascomycota; Eurotiomycetes; Onygenales; Ajellomycetaceae. The coding region runs from base 1 to 1005 and encodes 334 amino acids. The record is from RefSeq and is a predicted model, not a curated record. Gene Ontology annotation, cellular component: RNA polymerase III complex. Gene Ontology annotation, biological process: transcription initiation at RNA polymerase III promoter. The transcript is spliced from 5 exons.